UGCGGGACAGAAGCCGCUGGAUCUGGUCGCAGGGGCGGGGCAAGAAGCGCAAAUCAUGCUUCAUUUCCCCUGCCUGGGUGCUUCACAUAUUAUGUCAAAAAUAAAAUCAGUAUCCUUGAAUAGUUAGUGGAUGCUCUUGAAAGUAGCACAGAUAAUUAUGUUAUCAGGGAUCACUGUCCUGUUUUUUAAAAGGCUCAGGAUCUAAUCAGAUUAGUUUGGAUUUAAAUUAGUAUCCACAAGGGCAUUUCUCACAGCAUGUGUAAUAAGAGUUGAACUGAUUAAAAAUAUUGGCUGGAGUGGUGUGUAGGGAAAAUGGUUAUUUUAGAAGGAAUGUUUUUACAUUGUGACAUGCUGUAACAAAUGUGUUUUGAUCCCACUCAUGGUGAAAUCAUUGGGUGUUUUCCUGUUGAUUUCAGUGAUAGCAGGACCACAGGGAAUCGCACAGGAACCAGUUCUGUGUGGGUGGUGGAGGAGGGACAAUUCCCUCUUUCUCACCCUCUCCCCCAUUUAUUGACAGAGUGGAGGAAAGCACCACAGCCACUAUUCCAGCCCUGUGACUGGAGAAGGAGCCACUGCACCUUUGUACCCUCGGUGGAUUCAUGGCCCCUGAUUCCAUAUAAUCACAGAUGCUGUGGCCACAUAUCCCCUAAUUUACAAAACAAAAAAGUGUAAAACAUGGUACCUCCAGUUGGAAACACUGAACAAAAUCUGUUUUGAAACAUGUUUUGGGUGCAGUUCUUUUCUAGGCAUGCCUCUGUGCAGAAGAUUUUAGCAAUAAGCAGUGUAACCAGAUGCACUUCAAAUUCAGUUAAACACGGCCGGUCUGUGUGGUUAAGAAGCAUUUUCUUUAACUCUGUCAAAUACUAUCCCACUAAAUUAGUUCUGGGAAUUGAAACCAGUUGUGAUGAUACAGCAGCUGCUGUGGUGGAUGAUACUGGCAAAAUCUUAGGAGAAGCUCUACAUUCUCAAAAUGAAGUCCAUUUAAAAACAGGUGGGAUUAUUCCUCCAGUGGCACAGCAGCUUCACAGGGAAAAUAUUGAGCGAAUAGUAAAAGAAACACUCUGCGUCAGUGGAAUCUCUCUCAAUGAGCUCUCUGCUGUUGCAACUACUGUAAAGCCAGGACUCGCUUUAAGUCUCGGCGUGGGAUUAGAAUAUAGUUUAAAAUUGGUGGACAAGUAUAAAAAACCUUUCAUCCCUAUCCACCACAUGGAGGCACAUGCACUUACAAUUAGGCUGAUAAACCAAGUGGAAUUCCCUUUCUUAGUUCUUUUAAUCUCUGGAGGCCACUGUAUCCUGGUAGUAGCACAAGGAGUUUCAGAUUUUCUUCUGCUUGGACAGUCAGUGGAUAUAGCACCAGGAGACAUGCUUGACAAGGUAGCAAGAAGACUCUCUCUAACAAAGCACCCAGAGUGCUGCAGAAUGAGUGGUGGGAAAGCUAUAGAGCACUUGGCCCAACAGGGAAACAGGCUGAAUUAUGAACUCGGAGCUCCCAUGCGACAUCAUCCUAACUGCAAUUUUUCCUUUUCUGGACUUCACUCCAAUGCCACUAGAAUAAUUAUGCAAAAAGAAAAGGAAGAAGGUAUUUUUCAAAGUAAGAUAUAUACAAAUUGUACACCUGACCUGUGGUUAUAUUUGCAAAAAACCCUUUUGCUCACAAUCUCUUUAGGUUUACAGGAGGGACACCUCCUGUCCUGUGUUACAGACAUUGCUGCUGCAGUACAGCAUGCAGUAGCACUUCAUAUUGCCCAGCGAACACACCGGGCCAUUCUAUUCUGCAUAAAAAGUGGCAUCCUAUCACAACCAAAUGCAACUUUGGUUGUAUCAGGAGGAGUUGCAAGUAAUCAGUAUAUCCGAAGAGCUCUGCAAAUUGUAACAGAUGCAACUAACUUCAAUUUGCUGUGUCCUCCUCCCAGACUCUGUACUGACAAUGGUGUUAUGAUUGCCUGGAAUGGUAUUGAAAGGAUGCGUGCAGGUUUAGGUGUGUUACAUAGCACAGAUGGCAUACGCUAUGAACCAAAAGCUUCUCUUGGAAUUGAUAUCUCAGAACAAGUUGGAGAAGUUUCCAUCAAGGUACCAAGUCUAGAAGUCUCCCUAAAUGAACUUUCAACUAUCAACUUAUAACACAUCCAGUUUGGGAAUUAUUGUUCAUGGCUGUUAUUAAAAUGUUUAUGUUUCCUA
Mauremys reevesii (Reeves's turtle) is the source of this 2178-nucleotide messenger RNA. It is a transcript of the gene OSGEPL1, whose product is annotated as O-sialoglycoprotein endopeptidase like 1. The record is from RefSeq and is a predicted model, not a curated record. Gene Ontology annotation, biological process: tRNA threonylcarbamoyladenosine modification. The coding region runs from base 721 to 2121 and encodes 466 amino acids. The transcript has 9 exons. Gene Ontology annotation, cellular component: mitochondrion. Lineage: Eukaryota; Metazoa; Chordata; Testudines; Geoemydidae.